ACAUUUACCAAUGGGUUUGAAUCAGUUAGUCGUGUCUGGAUUGAUCUGACUGACUCUGUUAUUGAGGGGACCUGGAAAUGGGUGAACGGCACACCACUGACCACCCCAAGGUAAGAGACUACUGCUCUAAUAACACUGACCACAGCGUAAGGAGUAGGACUGAUUCUCUAUGUUGUUCAUACUCUAAGUUCUGAGAGAGUGGCCAGUCUAACUGUGUUGUUUCUACUGCAGGUAUUGGUGGGAUGGACUGCCUGAUGGUGAUGUAAACUCGAACUGUGUGUUUAUCUCUUACGACUCAUCAGGAGAAUGGCAUGACUAG
This is a messenger RNA of Coregonus sp. 'balchen', 319 nucleotides long. NCBI's taxonomy places the organism in Eukaryota, Metazoa, Chordata, Actinopteri, Salmoniformes, Salmonidae. The record is from the annotation of a GenBank genome assembly.